Ylistrum balloti is the source of this 1394-nucleotide messenger RNA. RefSeq lists its product as uncharacterized. The coding region runs from base 60 to 569 and encodes 169 amino acids. The transcript is spliced from 6 exons. The record is from RefSeq and is a predicted model, not a curated record. NCBI's taxonomy places the organism in Eukaryota, Metazoa, Mollusca, Bivalvia, Pectinida, Pectinidae.
CAACUGUCCAGUGUCCGGGAUUAUGUGAUGGUCAACCUGGACAUCGUGAAACGACAGCGAUGGCUGGUAGAUUUACUACGACCGGUGUGUGGCUAGUAUUUCUGUGUAUAUUACAUUCCCAGGAUGCAUCCGCGUGCCCAACAUUUCCUGUGAAACAAGAAAAUAAACGGCUAACAUUUUCAUUGCUUCCAGACAAAUGUGAAUUGGUGGUCAGUGUUAGGGUGGUCAUGCGGACGAUAAGACAGGUCAAGAGUAUGAGUUUUGUAAAGGGACGUGCACUUCGGCCUCUUGUACGAAAUCUUCACCUUACGGAGGUAAAAAUGGUCCCUACAGAGACAGCCAAUCACGUCAAUAGUAGCAACAAUGUGACAACGACAGAGGCUCCCGCCGCGUGUCCGAACUUCCGGAUCAGAAAUAUUGGACUUCUAACUGUGAUUGAUACAAUCAAAAACGUUUGUCAGUUGGCUGUCGGAGUAGACAGGAUCAAGGUUGAUACGACAAGUCCGAGGAGGCGUGACCGGUUUGAUUUUGUUCCUGUAUUUCGAUAUCUAGAGGAGGACCUUUUUUAGGAGGAGGAUAAUGUUGGAUCAACGACAAGAAGCAGAAUCUCUUGAGAAAGUCAAUCCUACACUUUUGUAUCUAAAAUGCACGAAGGGAGAUAACCGUAUCCCUCUUGAUGAACAAAGCAAAAGAGGUCUGUCCAAGGGACAUAAAUCUCAUGAUCUUCAAGGUUUAAUCUCUCGUGAUGAUUACAACGUUUGGAAAACAAUCACAUCACGUGCAAGCACAAAAUUGGACAUUCACAGUUCAAUUAUUUAACUUAACGACACCUUUUUGAAGCUUUAUGUACAGUUCAUCAUGGUAGGAGAUAGUGGCGAUACAUUUCGUUAAAUGUUCUGUUAAUAUCAUGACGUCACGAUGGUCGAAAUUGAAAACUAGAUUUUAUUUUCUCGAUUUGAUCAAUGCAGUCACAUUAAACGGUAUAUGUAUAUGUAUAUAUCUAUAUUUCAUUGUAAGCAAGCGAUCUUUCAGCCAUUUUAAUCAAUUUGCUGUCACCAUCUCAUCUUUAUAUGAAUAUGGCGUCAUGAUUGUUACAUGAGUUUGGAUUCUUACAGCUCGACACUUUUCUUUCGAUAUUUCUGAACAUUUUUUGGACUGGUAAUGUCAAUAGAAUAGAAGUUCUUAUAACACAACCAGUAGAAGAUUAGAGUGUGACGUUUCGAUGACUACACAGUCACCUUCAUCUUAUAACAUAACCAGUAGAAGAUUAGAGUGUGAUGUUUCCAUGACUACAAGGUCACAUUGUAGUUCUUUUAACACAACCAGUAGAAGAUUAGAGUGUGAUGUUUCUAUGACUACACAGUCACCUUCAUCUUAUAACACAACCAGUAGAA